This is a messenger RNA of Dissoconium aciculare CBS 342.82, 1099 nucleotides long. RefSeq lists its product as uncharacterized. The transcript has a single exon. The coding region runs from base 117 to 713 and encodes 198 amino acids. The record is from RefSeq and is a predicted model, not a curated record. NCBI's taxonomy places the organism in Eukaryota, Fungi, Ascomycota, Dothideomycetes, Mycosphaerellales, Dissoconiaceae.
CAUAUAUUGACGGUGUUCCCACACGUGAGCUGUAUGAUAUCCCAUCACAUAGACUUUCACUUUAUCAAUUCUUCUUCCGCUCGCGUUUCACCCCCAAUCAAGCUGCUUUGCCCAGGAUGCCCGACAGACACUAUUAUUCCAGCGGCACAGCUGAUUCUGUCGUCUCCCGAUCGCCCUCGCGCUCUACCACUCAAAAGUCGACUCAGCCCCAAGCGCUCGUGCACCUGAAGAAGUUUAUUGUUAGGUUCCCUGAGCACGACAAUGCAGUCUCGGACGUUAUCGAGUCUGAUGGCCUUCACUAUACCUGGAAGCCGCUGAUGGAAGCCAAGGCCAUGAUCAAAGCACACCGUACCAAGAUCGAGGGCGAAUACGACUGCUCGUCGGUCAGUUGCAAUUCUCGCAAAUGGCACAGCUUCUGUCUUCCCGUCCACAUCCGCCACUAUGAAGGAAAUCGCUACGAUGCAGAAGUCUAUCCUCAGCUCUGCCAGAAGUGUAACAACUGGGGGAAGCCCAAUCCAUAUACCGAGUCGUACGUCAAGAGACUGUCGGAUUGCCUGAAAUACUGGAACUAUAUCCCUGUUGAGCGCCCGCUGCGCCUCAACCACACAGUCGAGCCUCAUCAAGAGCGUUUGUGCGGUGCCUGUCUUUCUGGCCAACCUUGUCGCCGGGCCCGUGAGUACUUUGACCUCGAUUUUCGCCCCGAGGAUCAUUGAGCGGCUCGAGCUUCGCUCCGGGCAUUGGUCGAGGAUUAAGGCGCAAACUACGUGGAGCACACCAUGAGAAUUGAUAUACAUCACCUCGAUGUGGAGGUGAUGGACGCCACUGCUCGGAGUGUGCUUGACGCGGCGUGCGCCUUAACAUUCGACCUGUUUCUGUGACCGAAACUCGUUGCGGUUCACCGUUGGGUAUGUCAUGUUGGAUCAGAUCAUUGUUGGCGAUGACUUGGAACUUGAGCCCGAUUUUCAAAAUCAUGCUCGAAAGGGUGUUCGGCUUCUUGUCAAAUGAGUGCAUACGCCCGGGUUGGCUCGUCAGCUUCAUUUCCUUUGUAGUACACGUAUCCAACGGCUCUUCAGCUUUUCUUUUGUAGCAAACUAUCCCU